GGGCGCAAUAACGAGUACAGUUAGCUAAAGCCUGAAAGGACACUACUACAGGAGAGCAAGAAAGAUGGGGAGAAGCCCGUGCUGUGCUAAGGAAGGCUUAAACAGAGGGGCUUGGACUCCUUCGGAAGAUAGAUUGCUGACAGACUACAUCAAGUCCCACGGCGAAGGAAAAUGGAGAAGUCUUCCCAAACGAGCAGGCCUCAAAAGAUGCGGAAAGAGUUGCAGACUUCGUUGGUUGAACUAUCUAAGACCUGAUAUCAAGAGAGGAAACAUAACUGAUGACGAAGAGGACCUCAUAAUCAGGCUGCACAAGCUCCUCGGAAACAGGUGGUCCUUGAUAGCUGGAAGGCUUCCGGGGCGAACAGACAAUGAAAUCAAGAACUAUUGGAACACCAACCUCGCCAAGAAGUAUCAAAGCGGUGAACGCUUAGCCGCCAGCUCCUCCUGCACAAAACGCAACCCGUCAUCAACAACACUACUGCAUAAGCUAACGAGCAGUGCUCAUCAGCCGCCAAAUUCAGAAAAGCGAGAAGGAUCCUCUACAUAUGUGGUCCGCACAAAGGCUAGAAGGUGCACUAAAGUUUUCUUCAACGCUGACUUACAAACUCCCUCUGCACAACAACCCGGUGUUUUGGCGGUGAAAUCUCCAGUGCCGUCUGGGGCUGAUCAGGCCAAAGACGACUCCAACGAAACUCGUACUACUGACAAUAGCGAAAAAGUUGGCCCCGUCCCAGCUUCAGGUGGGGUAACCGAAUCGCCCCCAACUUUUUCAGGAGAAGAAGGCUGCUCUUCGGGCUUCAUGAUGGAUUUUGAAAUGGACAACGACUUCCUUUCCGAUUUUCUCAACAUGGAAUUCGAACGAGAUUUUCCCGAGGUAGUAGCACAAGGUACUGAUAAUAAUGAGGCCAAUGAUUUCUCUUUCAACUGUUGUCCAAGAGCGCUUUCCCAUGAUGAUCGGAAUGAUCAUGCGGAUCUUGGUUCUAUUACAGAUCUUCUUGAUACUGCUGUGACCUGGCUUCAUGAAGUCCAGUAAAAGGAAGAUGUUAACAUCCUGUUGGGCUUUCACGUCGCUUUAGGACUAAGGAGUCAAGGAGGCAGCUGUAUGCAUGAUUGUCUAUUAUUUCUACUACUUUCUUCUUGUUAAUUAUUCCGCCUUUUCUAGAGCGUCAGCUGUAUAUUACAGUAAUUAUUUGGAACCUAUUGUUGGAAAAACUUUCAUCGUGUGCUAAUUAAAUGUGUCGGUCGCCACGUGAUUUUUCAAU
Coffea arabica (coffee) is the source of this 1262-nucleotide messenger RNA. RefSeq names its product transcription factor MYB1-like. The record is from RefSeq and is a predicted model, not a curated record. NCBI's taxonomy places the organism in Eukaryota, Viridiplantae, Streptophyta, Magnoliopsida, Gentianales, Rubiaceae.